This is a messenger RNA of Rattus norvegicus (Norway rat), 8791 nucleotides long. RefSeq names its product homeo box B3 (gene Hoxb3). Gene Ontology annotation, cellular component: nucleoplasm; nucleus. The record is from RefSeq and is a predicted model, not a curated record. Lineage: Eukaryota; Metazoa; Chordata; Mammalia; Rodentia; Muridae. Gene Ontology annotation, molecular function: DNA-binding transcription factor activity; DNA-binding transcription activator activity, RNA polymerase II-specific; DNA-binding transcription factor activity, RNA polymerase II-specific. Gene Ontology annotation, biological process: anatomical structure morphogenesis; positive regulation of transcription by RNA polymerase II; system development.
UUAUUGAUGCCUGGUUAAAAAUUGCCAGGUUGAUGCCUUCCUCUUCUAAUUAUACAAAUUAAUUAUUUACUACUCAGAUCACUGCAUCCCAAAAUAGCACUUUGGAUUUUUGUAAGAAAUGUAGAAAACAACCCAUCCUCCACUCAGAAAAGGAGCAGUGAGAUUCACUGUUUCCCUGGGGGGGGGGGGUGAGAGAGGACCCAGACUGGGAUGCUGCUCCGUGGUUGCAGAGUAAACAUGUAAAUCCCAAGGGGAAGUAUUUUGCAUCUGAUAACAAUGGUGCUGGUGCACUUAUCUAUCUUCUGAACUCAGUUUAUUAUUGUUUGCUGUCUCUCAUAUUUACACUAGGACAUGGAGAAUUACUAAUGUUCAGCCUGAAAGGGAACCUUGGAGAUCAUUUAUUUAGUCUGUUCCUUCACCUCCACAUCAAACAGCUUGGCUUUAAAGAGGGGGCACACUGAGGCCCACAGAGUGCUCAACUUCGAGUCACACAGCCAAGCUUCGAUGAUAAAAGCCCAAACCUCCUACAGCUCAAGACUGUGGCAAGCAUAACCCAAGAUCAAUUUAUUUUCCACUGUGGGCCUCAGUUUCACUCUCUGCUACAAUGGCAGAGUUGGACUAGGCACCAGGUUCUCCCUCAUUCUGCUCUUGGGUACCACUCUAUAACUCCAUCUUCUGUGGGAUACUGCUUGGGUGUAAUUUCCUGUGUGUCUGGCAGUUCUGUGGAUAGCUGACUGUAGAAGUUACUGCAUGAUUUGUUUGCAAAAUUCAGAGUUUGUCUCAUCCUGUAACCCUGGGAAGUAAGUCCUCUGGGCUAUGUAUUUUUAAGGAAUCUUUGUCCUCAACCUGAAUGGAAGUCCAGGUCAAGAGCAAUGACAAUAGAGGUCUAGCUAGAUGGGGUGAGCUGGGAUUGGCACAGGGUUUAAGGGCCUUAACGUCCCCAAACAAGGCUCAUUUCCUGUUAAAUGCUAAGCCAGGACUGGAGUUGUCCAGAAUCCAGCAUCUGCGGUUCCUCUUACCUUAGUCCAAGACCUGGAUUGUGGGAUUACAGUUUAGAAUUUGUGAAAGCAGGUGUAGCUUUCCCACCUAUUCAGCCUUGACCCUGGAUGUUUAGACCUUCUUUAUCUGGGAGAGGGCAGGGAGAACAGAGUAUGCCUUGGCACCACACUGUCCGUCCUUCUAGGGUGACUAGAGCAGAGGUCUAGCAAAAUGGAAGGUCCCUACUGUGUUUCACUUUAUUUUCUUUUUCUUCUUCCAAUUAUAGAGACAUGAAACUUGAAAGAGUGGCUUCCCCGGAUGUACAGCUAUGUGAAGGGCAGUUUCUUUAGGGAUCAAGGAUAUAAGGAGGGUGAUGGGUUUCGAGGAGUUUUAAGGUGCCCAGGAAAAGUAUGGCUUGGGGAUUCUGAGGCAGGAAGUGGUGACAGCGAAGUAACUUCAUUUUUAGAAAUCCCAGGCUCUGGUCAGAUAGUCCAGUCCUCCAAACCUAUUUUGAGAGAGAAAGUUAAAAAAAAAAAAAAAAGACUGCCAGACCUGAUAGACUGAUAGAUUCUGGUCCUAUCCCGUUCUGACUUUGGAGUUUUAUAUUUGGAGGCCUUCCACUGAUUGGCCAUUAAUCCAGUGAGUUAUUGUCUGCUAAACAGAGGACAUUGGGAGAGAGACAUCCAAUCAGUCAGGAGAGACCCUGCCUGCAGGCCACUCAAAGGGAACUGCACCUUCAGCCAGCCAGUCUUCCCACUAUCUUCCUCUCUCACCCAGCAUCCUCUCCCAGCUGUCCAGGACUCACCGUCUCUCCCCCCUCUUCCCUCUGCCUCUCCAUCCUGACUACCUUUGUCUCCACACUGAUAGGGGUGUGGUGUUUCAGGGCUAAACUUCUAGAUGUCCCUGAUUCAGAAACAGAUCUUUCAUGACCAAAGAGCCUGCUGGCUGCUGAUUGUGGUACCAUUAGUGUUAGUUUCAGGGGUCUUCCACGGGCACCCAGGAGACUCUAUAGAUCCCUGUGAUGUUCUAUUUCUUCUUUCCUUACCCACUCCUAGUCUGAAGCGGGGUGGGAUACAGCCUGGAUUUUCUUUUCUUUUCUUUUCUCACUGGGGCAGGCUUUCUCCCGCCUCCUCCCUUCUGAGUUAUCAUCAGCUGCGUCUACACUCGCUUUGGGGAAAGCGCUCAGAGGAUCUCCUUCCCGAGUUUCUUUGUUUCUUCCCACUCAAGCAUUUUUAGAGAGCCAGGGACUAGAGAAACAAAUGUCUAGUCUACAAAGCCAUCUUCACUAACAACACCCUCCUCCAUUUACAAACCUAAAGCUUUAACAUCUCCAUUAAUAUUUAAGAGGAGAUGGAGAUGUGAACUUUAAAGUGUUCACUAAGUUGAACCGCCUCACUAGGAAGGAGCAUGGGACAGGGAAUCCGGACCAGGGCAAACAAGAAGCAAAUCGCUGACUUCUAGCCGCAGCUCCAGCAGGGCCAGAGGAGUUUUCUGCAGCUUAAGCUCAGAAUGGGAUCUUUGGUCACCAGAGGACUGAGAGCAGAAGUUGAUUUUAAAGGAGCUGGCCCUGUUUGCCCUUAUUGAGAUAUAUUUUUUUUUGUUUGUUCUUUGUUGGAUAUUUUUUGGGGGGUUGGAAUGAUCGCACUGAGGUUCACAAGGAUGGGCAGUCAGCGAUCAACCACUCAAAUGUUGCUUACAAAGCUCCUACUGGCUGGAUGCUGGGUACCUAGCAGAAGUUCUGGAAGCAAGUACAGAGCCAUCACCCGGUGUCUACAAAGACAGAAAGAGGACUCUCAGGAUGCUUGUGAUGGGGGAUGCUCUCUCCCAUUUUUAAAAAACACAUCAGUUUUGGCCUCUAUCGGUUCCCACUGGCUGGCUCAUCUUCGUGAGCUUCCUCUUCUUACUCUUGCUUUCCUCUUCCACCCCCCCCCCCGAAAGUUACCAAGUUCUCUGAAUCCAGGAGGAAAGUGCUCCCCAUUUUGCCCUUCUCUAACUACCCCUGAAUCGAGGUUGGUGUCUCAUCUAUCCUCCUGUCAUCUCUCAGUUCAUCUGUCACUCUGAGAGACUAUCCUCAGACCCUUCCGAAGUCCUCUGCCCCAAGUUGCUCACUCCAGCUCCCCAUCCAGCUUUUGUCUCUUUAAUUUGCAAAGGCUCUUAAGCCACCGCCACCAUUCUGAACAGAGCAAACUCUCUCUCAAAGCCAAUCUCCUCUGUUUCCUGUCAACUCCCAGCUUCAUGGCGGGCAGCUCCCUGUGGCCCGGGGAAAGAUAAGAAACCAUACAAGUAUCUAAAUGUCUCCCAAAUAUUGGUCAUGAGACCCGGGAUUCAACUUCUACCACAUUCGGAGGUGCAUAUCCUCUGAAAAAUUUUCCCCUGCUCCUUUCUGGCUCCUAGAUCCCCCCUUUUUGCUCCCAUCCCUGGAUGCCCCUCUGUCUCAGACCACCAGGGGUGAAGAAGGCUUAGAAAGAGAUGGUCUUUUGCUCACUCCAAGCUCGUUCCAUCUUCUCCCCACCUCCACCCCCAGUGCAAUCCCGGCCGGCAGCCUUGGCUAGGUGACAUGUAGGCUCUUUUGUUAUCCCUUUAGGCAAAGCUGUGUGGUCCCAAAGGUGACCAGGUUUCUUCUCAAUUUCACAACAGCCAUCUCUAGCCAGUGGUGGUAGCUUUCAGAAGAGCCGAAGAGUCCGAAGUACAUUAAAAACAAAACAAACUCUUUAUUUGGGGGAAGUAGAAGAGAUAGUCUGUGAUUCAAAUUUCCUGAAGCCUCUGGUAGUCUCCCUGGCCUGAGCCGCUGACCCGCCAGACCUAAAAUUCUUUGGCAUCUCACCCUGUAGAUCUCUCAUCAAAGUUGUUGGUUAGCAUAGCAGUUCCUCAGGAGGCUCUCUUGGCUUGAGCCCCGACACUUCAUUAAUUUUUUUUCUAAACACUACUAAUAAACACAGCACAUUGGCUCCCGCUUCCUCUACUUACCCUCUCCACUCCCACCUUCCUCUAGCCAUCAACUCUGGGGAGGCAGUAGGAUGCCAGGUGUCACAUCUAGGGCUCUGCAUGUGACUCUUGUUGCCGAAGGGUGGGAAGAGAGCACAGGUUCCUUCUGUACAGCAGGGCCCAAGAAAAACCAGUUGCUCCAGCCCGUUUGACCUGAUUUGAUGGGUUUAGAAAUAGUGGGACCCUAAGCCAAGGGCCAUCCCUUUACCACCCCUAAAGAAGAGCCUAGAGGGGAAGGUAAGAGAGCUAAGGCCGGUGGCGACCAUGCCAUCCUCUCUGGAGGGGAGACAAUAGCUGGAGAUCUCUCACCUUUGUUCCCUGUCUCGUCCCAGGCCUGUCCCGGUGUAUCCAGAUAGGAGAAGGCAAAAGAACAAGUGUCCUAGUCAGAAAAGCACAGGCUCCUGGCUGGAUCUGUCUUUAAGAAGCCAUCCGUGUAGAAAAGAGACACUGGCUGCCUUCUGUGUCAUCCCCCUAAGUCAGCAGUUAGACAGCCCAAAGGCACUACCGCCUGUAGGAAUGGCCUGGGCUCUUUUUUGUCUUCUUCCCUCUACUGCCAAUGGCUCUUUCCCCACCCCCUGCCCCAAAUUUGCAGACACCUACAUUCUUGGUUCCUGUCUUCCUCCUACAGGCCCCCCUACUUGCCUGCCCUGUUCAAACACACCCUAAGAAAACUUUUAGCUUUUGUAACCUCCUUCACUUGUGCCAAGAGUCCCAAGUCUUGCCGAACAGAACAUGGUGGUGGUGGUAGAGAAACAGAUUGCUUCUGAGUAGAGAUAACCAUCCUCCGUCCAGUCUGCCAGGACAUUCGAAGCGAAGCCUUUCUGGAGUUCUCAUCUUCUCUGGAGUACAAAUGUCCUUUUCACCCCCUAGCCCCUUCUGCCUGCCCGGAGGUGAGAAUCUUAACAGAAAUGACUCAUUGAAGUUCUCAGAGCCUUUCUCCCGACCGGCUGUCUGGAGCUCCAGUUAAACCACAGGAUUCUUCCUUCUGUCACCCUCCCGCCAACCCCACUCCCCCUGCAAGAUGUUCUGGGUUUUUAAUCAUCGCUCACCGCUAGUUGUCUGUUCUCAAAAGGGGUGUGUGUGUGUGUGUGUGUGUGUGUGUGUGUGUGUGUAAAGUCUGGCCUUGUCCCCCCUCCCCCAUUAGAAACUGGGGGAUGGGGGUGGGGAGGAGAGAGGAAUCAGGGACUCAGUCACCAUGAGUGUCUAAAAAAGUCUCAGUGGGUCUCCUAUGGGUGAGUGGGAGGGACACCCAGCACCCCUGGCCCAGCCAAACCAGCCUCUGGCUACCUCUCCAGAGGCCAUUUCUCGAAUUAGCAUAAUGGUCCAAUAGUGAGGCCUGAAUAAGGUGGGGGGGGGCACUGUGUGAACUCCAAUGGCUUUCUUUGCAUUUUGUCUUCUCUUCUUCCCCCCUCUCAAUGUAAAAAAAUUUCCUGUUUAAAAAACAAAACAAGACAAGAGCACCUUCUACUUUUCUUGCUUCAUUCACACUGUUAUUUGGGGGAGGCACCCCCCCCCAGCUCUCAUCAGAAUCACCUUCCCUCCUUAUCAGGCAUCUAUGCUUGCUAAAGGGGAGAGGUGGGGGGGGCGAGCUUGUGUGUGUGUGUGUGUGUGUGUGUGUGUGUGUGUGUGUGUGUGUGUGUGGUUUUUUUCCCUGUGCAAAAGCAGAGGCCAUUGUUACAGAGAGUAGGGCGUACCAGUCUUAUAGGGCAACCACACUGUGGCGGCUUGGCCGAGCUGGAGCCCGGAGCUGGAUUCUCGGCGAGCCGAGUCUCCCAGCACCUUUCGGAGGGGAGAUUUCUCGCCUGCCGCUCGCGCUGGGGCUCGAUGUGAAUAUAUAUUAUGUCUGCCUGUUCUCCCCUCGUCGGUGGCUAAGGUCAGCCGCUUGGAACAGACCCGGGAGGAGGGGGGCAGAAAGGGGAGGGGGGUCCGGCGUGUCACGUGACCCCCAGGGGUGCCAAUGUCCGGUCGUGAGGGUAUCAGGCCCUUGCAAGUUGCCACCCACUGCCCGGGCCUCGCCCAGCGAUGCAGAAAGCCACCUACUACGACAACACCGCAGCUGCGCUCUUCGGAGGCUACUCCUCGUACCCUGGCAGCAAUGGUUUCGGCUACGACGGGCCUCCCCAGCCCCCCUUUCAGGCCGCUACACACCUGGAGGGUGACUACCAGCGCUCAGCGUGUUCCCUGCAGUCCCUGGGCAAUGCCGCCCCACAUGCCAAGAGCAAGGAGCUCAACGGCAGCUGCAUGAGGCCAGGCCUGGCCCCAGAGCCCCUGCCCGCACCGCCGGGUUCACCCCCACCCAGCGCCGCACCUACCAGUACCACUAGCAACAGCAAUAACGGGGGUGGGCCCAGCAAAAGCGGCCCCCCCAAGUGCGGUGCCAGCUCCAACUCCACCCUCACCAAACAGAUAUUCCCCUGGAUGAAAGAGUCAAGGCAAACGUCCAAGCUGAAAAACAGCUCCCCGGGCACAGCAGAAGGUUGUGGUGGCGGCGGCGGCGGCGGUGGCGGCGGCGGUAGUAGCAGCGGCGGGGGCGGCAGCGGCGGCGGGGGAGGGGACAAGAGCCCCCCGGGGUCGGCGGCGUCCAAGCGGGCGCGGACGGCAUACACAAGCGCGCAGCUGGUUGAGCUGGAGAAGGAGUUCCACUUCAACCGUUAUUUGUGCCGGCCGCGCCGCGUCGAGAUGGCCAAUCUGCUGAACCUCAGCGAGCGGCAGAUCAAGAUCUGGUUCCAGAACCGCCGCAUGAAGUACAAGAAAGACCAGAAGGCCAAGGGGCUGGCCUCGUCCUCCGGGGGUCCCUCUCCGGCCGGAAGCCCCCCGCAGCCCAUGCAGUCCACGGCCGGCUUCAUGAACGCCUUACACUCCAUGACCCCCAGCUACGACAGCCCGUCCCCACCAGCCUUCAGCAAAGGCCACCAGAAUGCCUACGCGCUGCCUUCCAACUAUCAGCCCCCUCUCAAGGGUUGCGGCGCCCCACAGAAGUACCCCCCGACCCCGGCGCCGGAGUAUGAGUCCCACGUCCUCCAAGCCAACGGGGGAGCCUACGGGACGCCCACCAUGCAGGGCAGUCCUGUCUAUGUGGGCGGGGGUGGCUACGCGGAUCCGUUGCCGCCCCCUGCCGGCCCCUCCCUCUACGGCCUCAAUCACCUUUCCCACCACCCCUCGGGGAACCUGGACUACAACGGGGCGGCCCCUAUGGCCCCCGGCCAGCAUCACGGACCCUGUGACCCUCACCCCACGUACACAGACCUCUCCUCUCACCACGCACCGCCUCAGGGUAGAAUCCAAGAAGCGCCCAAACUGACACACCUGUGAUGGGAGGGGCGGGCUGGGGAGGGGGGGGUGAGGUUAAGGGACAGGGAGACCGUGGAACUGGGGGAUGGGCGCGGUUUGGAGUCCUGAAAAAGGUAUGUGUUGGGGUUGUCGCCAGGCUUCCAUUAACAGAAGAGGCCUUGGGGGUGCCUUCCCUGCUCUCAGGCCCCGAGGGGCUGUCUUUUAAGUCCUCCAGGCCUGGUUCCAUCUGCCUGCCAACACCCUUGGAAAGGAAUCCACAGCAGGUUGGAGACGGGACCACAUCAACCCCAGAGUUCCCAGGGUUCCAGCACUACCAAGUUGGAAUUCCAGAUUGGAGGGGUGAGGUGGAGUCGGGUAGAGAGGGAGCCAAGAUAGACAAGCAGGGCAGAGAAGCACAUUCAAAACUUAAUGGCUUGGCUAUCAUCAAACAAUCAACUUACCUUGCAUCUCUGUGGGUAAUUCCCCCAAAUCUUGAUUUUUUUUUUGAUUCUCCCUUUCAGUCUCCUUAUGAAAAAAAAAAAAUAAGAAAAACACUUUUAAAUCUAAGGGCACAAAGUAUGUUUCUCUCCUACUUCCCUGAAGCUUCAACUUGCCCCCCACCUGUGUUAGGCUUCUGGCUAUCAUUUCUAGCCCUAGGUUGGUUUUCUGCUCUAAGGACAUUCAUAUCUACACCCCACCCCUAUUGAUUACAGGUUUCAGAGGGCUCAGGGAUGGUAAGAUAUCCUGAAAGUUAGAGCUGCCUAUAAUAUAAAUAAAUAUAUAUUUUUUUCUUUUAAGGAAAGGUUAAGAGGCCAAGGCAGGCAAGUUGUCAGGACUGGAGGCUCACCAGCUCUACAACCUCUCAGCUCCCACCCCAUCCCACUCUCUCCACAGAGAGCUCUCCACUUUUCUUUUUCUUCUGUUCUUCUCUUGACUUAACGUGAAAACAGGGUAUAUUUGAACAAACUGACUGUCCUAGGCAGGUGCUGCAGCUGGGCCUGUGUACCUUGCUCCAGUUCCUGGGACAUUCUUCUUGCACUUGGAGUUUACAUUUUAAUGGAUAUUAAAAAAAAAAAAAACAACUGUGAGAGAUGCCUGGGCCUGCAGACGUCCAGCUUCGCUCAAAGAGUGUGUGUUCUAGUGAACAUUUUCAUAUAUAUUUAUUGGUUAUAGCCUGUUAAAAUAUUUUCUUUUUUUGUAUUAUUUAUCCCCCCCUGCAUUAUGUAUUUAUAUGAGGGACAGAAAAAGGAAAAAAUUGUACUUUUUUAGUAUUUACUUGUGUUUCCUGUCAUGUAAAACCAGCGAUUUUAGUUUUUAUUGUAUUUCUAGACGAGAGCUGUAGAUUUAUGUUAAACUCGUACUUAUGAGCAAUUGUAAUUAGUUCUAAAAGGCAUGAACUCGGCUCCUAAAUGUCACUGUAUAGUCCUGAAUUGGUAGAGAUAAGAAGUUAAUUCUCUCUUGGAACUUUCUUUGUUCUUCCGUAGUUAUUUUUUUCCCCUUAGUUAAAAGAGUUGUCUGUUAAAACAAUCCUUGAAUAAACUUUCUGUUAUCAAUUUUA